Molecule: messenger RNA, 2789 nt
Organism: Pantherophis guttatus
Lineage: Eukaryota; Metazoa; Chordata; Lepidosauria; Squamata; Colubridae
Gene: WNT10B
Product: Wnt family member 10B
Biological process (GO): cell fate commitment; canonical Wnt signaling pathway; neuron differentiation
Cellular component (GO): extracellular region
Molecular function (GO): frizzled binding; cytokine activity
Source: RefSeq, a predicted model, not a curated record
GCCAAGAAUGAUGUUUUUAAGUGCUCGGACAAUCGAGUAAUACUUCCAGCGGUGGGGAAGAGGAAUACCGCUGUUAGAUACCAUUUCUGCAAACGUGGGUGUAAUGAGGCAGCGAGGGAGCAUUCAAGUACCAACCCCCCUCCCUCUCCCCACGGGACGCGAGAGGCAGAACUCCCGGCAAAACGAUGCGCAUCCUAGGCUGCCCUUCGAAGGACCGUAGAAGCUGUUCGCUGCGGACACGCAGGAAACCCUCCUUUGCGUUCUCAAUGACUCCUAGUGGCCUGCUUGAAGGGGAGGCCGUCGUAGGUCUCUCGGGAUUACUCGGGAGGGUGGGGGGAGAGAAGAGGUAGACUAGAUGGCCUUUUGAUCUCGCCUCCCUUCAAUGACUUCGUGUGACUCCCCCGUUCAAGAGGGAGGGGAAAGGCAGGGUGACCCACACGCGCACAGGGUUGGACCGUCGAGAGAGACAGGAGGAACUGCGAAGCAACCUCGGAUAAGGGGGAGCAGGGAAUGAGCGUGCAAGUAGUGUGUGAAAGAGAAACGCUUGGAUUCGGAGUGUAAAAGAAAUCUAUACCCAAGCUAGUUAUGAAGCAGACGUGGUUUGAGUUGCAUGAAAGAAAGGAGCUUCUGUCAAUAGCCAUAACAACAAUUCGAUAUUGCUUGUAGAAAGCUGUGUAGAAGCCAUGAUUUGACUUAAACUGGAGGGAAUCCAAUCCAGGAGGGUUCUUCACCCCCAUCGCUCCCUGGCAGGGACAUGAGGGAGAGGGCGUCAUCCAACCACACUAGAGAACCAACCCAACGCAUCCAGGUGGAGUUCAGUAUGGCCCCGAGGAACCCCCAUGUGAAUACUUGCCUUUUUGCUGCUUGCCUCUGCCUUUGGAGAGGAAUGCUGGGCCACAGUUCCUUGGGACCCAAAGUGCUGGCAGAAUCUGUUCUGAAUUCUAACGCCAUGUGCAUGACCCUGCCCUGGCUAACCCGGCGCCAAUUUGGACUCUGUGUACGCAGCCCAGAAGUGAUGGCUUCAGCCUUACAGGGCAUCCACCUUGCCCUGCACGAGUGCCAACACCAGUUGCAAGAGAGGCGCUGGGAUUGUUCGGACCUGAGCAGUGGGGGCACUGUGCUUCUUAACAGUGCCAUUCUGAAGAGAGGCUUCCGGGAAAGCGCCUUUGUGUUCUCCUUGCUAGCAGCUGGUGUGACCCAUGCAGUGGCAACUGCAUGCAGUCUGGGGGAACUACAAAGCUGUGGCUGUGCCAGACAAGGCACGGAGAACCAGAAACUGAAACUCAGCCAGCUGCAGUCUCUAAGCCGGGGCAAGAGCCUGCCCCCUAUGCCAUCCUCAUUGUGGGGACAGCCUAGCCCGCAGGACACCUGGGAAUGGGGUGGCUGCAGUGCAGAUUUUGCAUACGCCCAGAGAUUUACCCGGCAUUUUUUGGACCCACGAAGAAAACCCCGUGAUGCCCAUGCCCGGAUGCAGCUACACAGUCAUCGUGUGGGCAGAAAGGUGGUGUCAGAGCUGAGCAAGCGCAGGUGUAAAUGUCACGGCCCUUCUGGGAGCUGCCAGUUUCGGACAUGUUGGUUAGCAGCCCCUGAUUUUCGCCACGUGGGUUCCAUUUUACGGGAUCGAAUGGACCAUGCCACACUCUCACGGCUGGACAACAGAAACUCAGGAGCCUUCUGGCCACGACUCCACAGUUCCCACCUGGCCAAGCACCUCAUCUUUUAUGAAUCCUCCCCUGAUUUCUGUGAACCAGAUCCGAGCCUAGGUUCCUCAGGCACCCACGGCCGCCCUUGUGUCAAGAGCAGCCCGCAGCCAGAUGGCUGUAGCAGCCUGUGCUGUGGGCGCGGCCACAACAUGCUGCAGGAGGUGCGAGCUCAGCGUUGCCAGUGCCGUUUCCAUUGGUGCUGCCAUGUGCAGUGUGAGGAGUGUCCUUCCACAGAGUGGGUUAGCGUCUGCAAAUGAAUAGGGAAGGCCUAACCCCUUACGCUGUGCUCCAGCUAGCCAUGUGACAAGUGCCUGCUGCAAUAUCAGCCAUAGUGAUCAGAAGACGAGCUUUGGGUUGCUGACUUGCUUUCGAUGGGUCCCUUGCUCCGUCCUGGAAACAUAGCUGAUCAUUCCAAGAGAAGACUUGCUUCCAAUAGAGGGUGAGCAGCAAGGAAGAAUUCCUCAAAGAGAUACUCUUUUUUUUCACCUCUUGACCGCCAGCUUGGUCCUAUCUCAGUUUAUUGCAAACUGCCCUAUAUGAUUUAACGGGUAGAGAAUAGACUUGAUCCUGUCCUGCCACUGCAGGAAGAAACAAAAAGAACCAAAGUGGCAAAAAUUCUAAAUUUUUCACAGGCUAGAGUCAAGGAAGGGAGACGUGUUAAAACCAGUAUGGUCCCGGAACCUCAAAACUUCUCCUAUAUAAGGACUUGGAACAUUAAAAGUUUUGGUUGGAGGGUAUUUGCUGUUUGCAGCUACCAUAGUAGGAGAAAUAGACUGUCAUUUGGGGUCAAAAAUUAGCAGGAGAUUUGCAAAAGUUGCAGUUGUUGCUAAUAGCACAGCCCACUGGCAAAAUUGAAACUGGGGUGCUGUAUUGCAAGAUUAAUUUAUUAUUUUGCUCUUUUACUAAUCUAUAUUUGUAAAGCUGUUUGUUAUAGUUAAUGGAGGGAAAGAUGGUCUCUAGUUUUAUCUGGGAAACCUAUGUCUAUUUCUUUUGUCAAUCUGCAUAUGUUAUGUGCUUCCCUUGAGUAAACGUGCGUUCCCCACCUCAAGCCCAUAUCUUCUGUUUGAUUAAAGAUUUCAGAGUCCA